UGACAAGAAAAUUUUGAGACGAAGUUACACAAAAAACUCAUACAAAAAUCCUUUAAGGCUGAGGAACAAUAGAACAAAGCGAAAAACGUCGAAGUUUUUCAACUAGAUAAAUAUGAGAUAUCCAAAAUGAUAAAAAUAAGUUUUUAAAGUUUGUACUAUGUUUUCUUUUCUUUUGUCCAAUUCUUUGUCAUAAAACAAUCUGAUCUUUAUGUUCUAUACAAGAAUCAAUGGCUUCCAAAAUGUUAUUAGAGCAAAAUAUAAUACGGUAUCAGGGCAACAUAAACUCAUGUGAAGCUCUCUACAGUUAUGGAUAUCAACCAAAUGGAUUUUUCUGUCACGUUUGUAUUCCAUCUUUUGCUUUUACUUUUUUUUUUCUUGGCUUGCAUUAGAAUGUACGGUGGUUCUUCCCAUGAAUUACAAGUUUUCACUGAAGUCCAAUUUUGUUCAAACUUCGAAAUGCUUUUUGUUUAGCUUGAUUGUCACAAGAACAUUUUGUUUUGAUAUCCCAAUCGAAAUUGAAUUCGGAGACAGCAUCAUGAGAAUUUUUAGCAGAACAAUCAAUAAAGGAAUUGAAUUGAUUGUGGAAUUUGGAUGUGUUAUUGUGUUGGAAUGUGGCAAAGCCUAAAAUUAACUAAAAAGUGAUGUAUUCCUCAAAUAUAGCAAUAAUAACCACCACAACCACAAUUAUGUUUCUCUCUCUGUAUUUCUCUCCAACCUUUUUCUAAACAUAGUUUCCCUAAGAAAUAAACACAGAAAAAAAUAGUUGUUUGUCUUUACGUUCAUAACUUUUUUCCAGAGAUAAGAGAAACCGUGACAACAAAUCAUGAUUUGAUGAUAACCUAAAUUUCACUGAUCCAAAGAAAACAGAACAUACAUUUGAAGUAAGAUUUAAAGAAAAACAUGGUAAUGACAUCAGAAAUGAUGAUGCAAUAGGCAGAGGCGGGGAAAAAAGAAGAAGGUAGAAGACACAAAGGGCAUGGGAGACAGUCGUAGAGGAUCAUCCUCAACACCACAAUCACGCAAGAUCAUGGUGAUCGCUGACCCGACCCGUGAAUCUGCAGCUGCUCUUCAAUACGCUCUUUCACACGCCGUGCUCGAGCAAGACGAGCUAAUCCUCGUCCAUGUUGAAAACAAUGGUGCCUCGUGGAAAAACGCAUUUUCAAGUUUCUUGAGAUUACCAAGCUCCUCCUCCUCUAGCACAAGCGGGUCAUCACCGGGUGCUAAUGCCAAUGCUAAUAUUGCAAACACCGUUUCAUCUUUGGCCUCUGAGAUUGGUCAAGGGGAAGGGAAUUUCCUUGAACAGAUGAAACGAAUAUGUGAAAUUGCUCAGCCGAAGGUGCGUGUGCAGACUGAAUGUAUAACCAUGGACGGCAUCAAAGCUGCAGCUAUUCUUCUUCAUGGAGACAAACUUGGGGUUGAAGUUAUCAUCAUUGGCCAACGCAGGACAAUCUCAUCUUCCCUUCUAGGAUCUAUGCGGCCUGGAGGGUCUCUAAUAGGAUCAAAAGGAGUAGAUACAGCAGAAUAUCUAAUCGAGAACAGCAAAUGCACCUGUGUUGGCGUACAGAAGAAAGGUCAAAAUGGAGGCUAUGUUCUAAACACCAAGACCCAUAAGAACGUUUGGCUAUUGGCAUGAUCAUGAACAUUUUUCCUAGACAGUUUUAUUGCUUACAUAUACCUAAAGUACAAAAAAUAUAAGCUUACCAGCCAUCUUCACUUGUUUAUUCUUUAUCUUUAAAUUCUGGCAAUGACGUUUUGUCCGAUAUUUCUAAUCCACAUAUGUUUAUGAAGGUUGAUGUGGUAGUAGUUCUGUAAGUGUACCCACUAGUUGAUCUUUUUUAGACACAUGUGAAACUUUAAGUAAACUGUUCUGAAUGUAAUCACAUGUGGAGUGGAGUGAUCAUCAGGUGCAAUAAGUUUCGUCCGUGAAUGAAAAAUAGGAUUAGCACAUUGAUGUUACAGCAACACUGAUAAAAUACACAACGGGUGCUUGAGGUAUUAAAAUUAAAAAUUCCAUUAACAAAGAAAGUAUCCAGCUUGUAUUUGCUACUAAGAGAUAUUUUGCUUCCACUGACGACAUGUAUUUCAAUUUUCUUCUUUGAGGACCAUGAUAUACGUUAACUUGUGAUUGUUAUACACAUUCACUGAAACAUAAUUAUCAAAGUAUGUGUCACUGUUCCUGUUCCUGGAAUAUAUAUGAUUAAUUGAUUGUUUGCUUAAAAGUUAAAACUGAUAUGUUGUGGAUCGAUUCACGUAACAAAAAAUUUUAAAUUUCAAUUUGAAAGCUUAUUUACUGCAUACACAAUAUCUGGUCUUGAAAAGGACAAAUAUUGGAGACUUCCAACAUGUAUACUGUUUUUAAGAAUCAAACAAUGUCUUACCAGAUGUGCGGUCAGCUUGGGAGACAAGGCAUCGGUGUGUUUAUUUGUUUGGUAUUUUAUCUUAUUUGAAUAAUUAAGUUCACAAUGUAUUUUCUCUGCAUCAAUUGAAGUCAUUGUGAUGUCAUGGUCGCCAUUACUCCUAGGAAUUAAUGGGAAAACAAGUUGCAUAAUGUUCGACAGGUUCUGAAGCAGAGAUGAAGUAUUUGCAGUUAAUCAACAUAGACACAAGCUAGAGUACGUGUACCAUGACAGAGAACAAAAAAAUGAAGGUAUUUGGAACAAACCCAAUCUGUACAAGAAUAGAAGGCUUUGAAUAGGCUGGGUGUUAAAGAUAGAUUACAUCCCUCGACAAUGCCCAUCAGAUAAACCAAAUUUGGUCCAAUUAAUGAGGGCGAGUCAAAGGAAGUCAAGUCCGUUAGAGAGAAAAGAAAAGAAGCCCACUAUAAAUAAAAUAAAGCUAACUCAAAGAGACAUUCACAUUCACUUAAAAGUCGGCACAAGAAUUAGGCUUGUCAUAGUUUAACUUGUUCUUCCCAAGUUCAUAGCUUUUGAGGAUUUUAUCGUCUUUUUUUUAAAAAAAAAUUAAUCUCUUAAUAAAUUUCUUUUAAAUAAAUCACCAUCGAAUUUGUGCUUUCAUCUUGAAAAUACCGAAUUCAGCUUAAACAGUUGGUAAGGUCUGUGGGUAAAGAGGAAGCAACACCAAGAAAUAUCAAUGAUGACCGGCAAAUAUAGCACUCAAACCGGCGACACCAUCAUUUCACUAGAUGCGGAUCUCGCCACCAUGAUGGGUAUGAUGCAGAACCGUAUGGAACGCUUUGAGAGACAAGACACAUCAAACAAAGCAAUUAAUGAGCGAGUCGCUGCUGCCUAUACACAACCAUGUGCCGAUGAACAAGAUCCUGACACUACAAGGAGACAAUUUUUCAAAACAAACGUCAAUCCAACAGGUCAUAGAGCCGCAACAAAUCAAGUUGAUCAAGCAACAACUCAAAAGAUCAACGUUCUACUGAACUAGAUACAUGAUAUCAACGUUCUACGGAAAGAUGUGGUUUACUGUCAGCUGUUCGGAGAGAGCCUUGGUUGACUGGUAUAUCAGGGUUUAUAGGUUUUUGACCAUGAUAUAAG
This is a messenger RNA of Brassica napus (rape), 3503 nucleotides long. RefSeq lists its product as uncharacterized. The record is from RefSeq and is a predicted model, not a curated record. The transcript has 2 exons. Bases 977 to 1633 code for a protein of 218 amino acids. NCBI's taxonomy places the organism in Eukaryota, Viridiplantae, Streptophyta, Magnoliopsida, Brassicales, Brassicaceae.